Messenger RNA from Phyllostomus hastatus (greater spear-nosed bat), 537 nucleotides. Its product is annotated as F-box only protein 6-like. Gene Ontology annotation, molecular function: ubiquitin protein ligase activity. Gene Ontology annotation, cellular component: SCF ubiquitin ligase complex; cytoplasm; endoplasmic reticulum quality control compartment. NCBI's taxonomy places the organism in Eukaryota, Metazoa, Chordata, Mammalia, Chiroptera, Phyllostomidae. The record is from RefSeq and is a predicted model, not a curated record. Bases 1 to 537 code for a protein of 178 amino acids. The transcript is spliced from 4 exons. Gene Ontology annotation, biological process: glycoprotein catabolic process; SCF-dependent proteasomal ubiquitin-dependent protein catabolic process.
AUGGCAGCCUGGCAUAUCGACGACAAUGGGGGCAAUAAGUGGAAGGUGGAGAGCUUACCUGUAGCCCGUGGGACAGACUUCCCGAGCCCCCAAGUCAGGAACUACUUCGUCACAUCCUACCGCCUCUGCCGCAAGUCCCAGGUGGUGAACCUCAAAGCCGAGGGCUACUGGGAGGAGCUGAUGGACGAGUACCGGCCUGACAUUGUGGUGACAGACUGGUUUGCCGCCAGAGCAGACUGCGGCUGCACCUACAGCAUCCGAGUGCAGCUGCUCUCGGCCGACUACAUCGUCUUGGCCUCCUUCGAGCCCCCACCCGUGACCAUCCCUCAGUGGAACGAUGCCACGUGGACAGAGGUCACCCACACUUUCUCGGACUACCCCCGGGGUGUCCGCCACAUCCUCUUCCAGCACGGGGGCAAAGACACCCAGUUCUGGGCAGGCGGGUACGGGCCGCGUGUCACCAACAGCAGCAUCGUCAUCAGCCCCAAGGUCACCAGGAACCCGGCGCCCUCCACGGGCCCGCACAGGCCCAGUUAG